CCAGGAGCAGCUGCCCGCGCGGGACCUGGAAGGGGAACCCUGGCACCGCUGCUUGGCCUGGGACGCAGGAGACCCUGAGGGCUAGUCCCAGCCCAGGCCCCUGUUUGUACUUCUGGAUGCAUUUCGGCAAGUACAGCACCAUGGGCUUCUCUUCAGAGCUGUGCAGCCCUCAGGGCCACGGGGCAGUGCAGCGGCUGCAGGAAGCUGAGCUUCGGCUGUUGGAGGGCAUGAGGAAGUGGAUGGCCCAGCGGGUCAAGAGUGACAGGGAAUACGCUGGGCUGCUGCACCACAUGUUCCUGCAGGACAGCGGGGCCCAGAGCCGGGGCAUGGCCCCCGACAGCCCCAUCAGCCAGUCCUGGGCGGAGAUCACCAGCCAGACAGAGGGCCUGAGCCGGUUGCUGAGGCAGCACGCAGAGGAUCUGAACUCAGGACCCUUAAGCAAGCUGAGCUUGCUGAUCCGGGAGCGGCAGCAACUCCGCAAAAGCUACAGCGAGCAGUGGCAGCAGCUGCAGCAGGAGCUCACCAAGACCCACAGCCAGGACAUUGAAAAGCUGAAGAGCCAGUACCGAGCCCUGGCACGGGACAGCGCCCAGGCCAGGCGCAAGUACCAGGAGGCCAGCAAAGGUCUGUGGUUUCCCCUACUGGCAGGGAUGCACUUAAACCCCAAGCCAGUCCUAACCAACCCAUGGGUGCCCAGGGAAGGAGUCUGCCCAGGCCAAUAUGCUGUCACCUGUACUCCCCCCUUCACCCGAGCAGACAAGGACCGUGACAGGGCCAAGGACAAGUAUGUGCGCAGCCUGUGGAAGCUCUUUGCCCACCAUAACCGCUAUGUGCUGGGCGUGCGGGCCGCGCAGCUGCACCACCAGCACCACCACCAGCUCAUGCUGCCCAGCCUGCUCCAGUCCCUGCAGGACCUGCACCAGGAGAUGGCGUGCAUCCUGAAGGAGAUCUUGCAGGAGUACCUGGAGAUCAGCAGCCUGGUGCAGGACGAGGUGAUGGCCAUUCACCAGGAGAUGGCAGCAGCUGCAGCCCGCAUCCAGCCUGAGGCUGAGUACGAGGGCUUCUUGCGACAGUAUGGGUCUGCACCUGAUGUCCCACCCUGUGUCACCUUUGAUGAGUCCCUGCUUGAGGAGGGCGAACUGCUGGAGCCCGGGGAGCUGCAGCUAAAUGAACUGACGGUGGAGAGCGUGCAGCACACGCUGACCGCAGUGACUGGUGACCUGGCUGAGGCCACUGAGACGGUGCUUAGCCGGCAAAAGGUGGUCACUCAGCUGCAGUAUGAGCUCCAGAACGAGGAGCAGAAUACCCACCCCCGGGAGCGGGUGCAGCUGCUCAGCAAGAAGCAGGCGCUGCAGGAGGCGCUGCAGGGGCUGCAGGUCACGCAGUGCAACCAGGCCAAGCUGCAGGCCCAACAAGAGCUGUUGCAGACCAAGCUGGAGCAGCUGGGCCCCGGUGAGCCCCCGCCCGUGCACCUCCUGCAGGACGACCGCCACUCCACGUCCUCCUCGGAGCAGGAGCGAGAGGGGGGAAGGACGCCCACCCUGGAGAUGCUUAAGAGCCACAUCUCGGGAAUCUUCCGCCCCAAGUUCUCGCUCCCCCCACCACUGCAGCUUGUCCCUGAAGUGCAGAAGCCCCUGCAUGAGCAGCUUUGGUACCACGGAGCCAUCCCGCGGGCAGAGGUGGCAGAGUUGCUGAUGCACUCUGGGGACUUCCUGGUGCGGCAGAGCCAGGGCAAGCAGGAGUAUGUGCUGUCGGUGCUGUGGGACGGGCAGCCCCGACACUUCAUCAUCCAGUCAGCAGAUAACCUGUACCGACUGGAAGGGGACGGCUUUCCCAGCAUCCCCUUGCUCAUCAACCACCUGCUGCAUUCCCAGCAACCCCUCACCAAGAAGAGCGGUGUUGUCCUGAAUAGGGCUGUGCACAAGGACAAGUGGGCACUGAACCAUGAGGACCUGGUGUUGGGCGAGCAGAUUGGGCGGGGGAACUUUGGCGAAGUGUUCAGUGGACGCCUGCGAGCUGACAACAGCCUCGUAGCCGUGAAAUCUUGCCGAGAGACGCUCCCCCCUGACCUCAAGGCGAAGUUUCUGCAGGAAGCGAGGAUCCUGAAGCAGUACAGCCACCCCAACAUUGUGCGUCUCAUUGGCGUCUGCACCCAGAAACAGCCCAUCUACAUUGUCAUGGAGCUCGUGCAGGGAGGCGACUUCCUGACCUUCCUCCGGACAGAGGGCCCCCGCCUGCGGGUGAAGAUUCUGCUGCAGAUGGUGGGAGACGCAGCUGCCGGCAUGGAGUACCUGGAGAGCAAGUGCUGCAUCCACCGGGACCUGGCUGCUCGGAACUGCCUGGUGACUGAGAAGAACAUACUGAAGAUCAGCGACUUUGGGAUGUCCCGGCAGGAAGCUGAUGGGGUCUACGCAGCCUCAGGGGGCCUCAGACAAGUCCCUGUGAAGUGGACUGCCCCUGAGGCUCUUAACUAUGGCCGCUAUACCUCCGAGAGUGACGUGUGGAGCUUUGGCAUCUUGCUCUGGGAGACCUUCAGCCUGGGGGCCUCCCCAUACCCCAACCUUAGCAACCAGCAAACUCGGGAUUUUGUGGAGAAGGGGGGCCGCCUGCCCUGCCCAGAGCUGUGCCCUGACGCCGUGUUCAGGCUCAUGGAGCAGUGCUGGGCCUAUGAGCCUGGGCAGCGGCCCAGCUUUAGCAUCAUCUGCCAGGAGCUGCAGAGCAUCCGAAAGCGGCAUCAGUGAGGCUGGGACCCCUUCUCAGGCCAGCAGCCUCUGCAGGCAAGACUGCCUCCUCGCCAGCUGCAGCCCACUCUGCUGGACAGCUCUUCACAGUCCUGGACUCCAGCCACCAGCUUCCGUGAUGCCAGCAGGGAUGCGGCUCCUGUCUGCUCAGCCUCCCUGCUCCUGCCAGGGCUUCCUCGCUAGGCAGAAAUAAAAACCACUUGUGCCCACUGAGUGCUUGGCAUGUGCGCUCCUCUGGAAGGACUGGAAGGCCUGUACUGUGGCCAUGGGAAAGGGGAAGGUGGAUUCAGGCAGGUUUUGCUAGCCUCUUGGAUGUGAGACGGGAGGAAGCAGGAGAGAUCAGGGUGAUAUACAGGCUUCUGACCAGAGGGUGGUGGCAUUCCCUGAAAUAGGAUCACAGGAAGCCGAGCAGAGCUGCGGGGAGGAUGGUGUGUUUGAGGGGCCUGUGGAGAUGUAAAUGUGGACGUUUCACUGUGGAAGCCCAGGCGGAGGUAAAGGCCGGUGAUAGAGAUUUGAAGGUCAUUAGCUUAUAAAUGUUCCACACUGUGGAUGUGUAUGAUAAUCACAUAAGAUUCAGAAUGAGACGAGAAGAGAGUCAGGGAAAGUGUUCCACUCGUAGGAGGCUAGAGUGGCUGAAGAGGAAGAAAAUGCUUCCCAGGGAGUUCAUCUCCUGAGGCUACUGCGCAGUGGGGUGGCGAGCAGGGAGCCCUCAGCUCCUCCCCUAACUCCCACUGAAAUCUAUACAAUCAUCUGGGACAUUUCCAGUAGCAACAGCAAAGGUCAAAAAGAUAAAGAAAUGUGCACAAACUGAAGAAUCAGAAACCGGAAAAGAGCUAUAGGCAAAAAAAGCGAUAAGGACUUUGGGGUAAAAUGGCUACCCCUCGAGAAAGUUUAGGAAAUAGUUGACGUCUGUUUUCAAAGAGAGAAAAGAGAGCCCUAUAAGCUUGUUUAGGUCCGGGGUGGUGCAAAUGGUUUGCACUUGAAUCGACUC
Messenger RNA from Trichechus manatus latirostris (Florida manatee), 3732 nucleotides. RefSeq names its product FES proto-oncogene, tyrosine kinase (gene FES). Gene Ontology annotation, biological process: peptidyl-tyrosine phosphorylation; regulation of mast cell degranulation; chemotaxis. Bases 117 to 2741 code for a protein of 874 amino acids. NCBI's taxonomy places the organism in Eukaryota, Metazoa, Chordata, Mammalia, Sirenia, Trichechidae. The transcript is spliced from 19 exons. Gene Ontology annotation, molecular function: non-membrane spanning protein tyrosine kinase activity; ATP binding. The record is from RefSeq and is a predicted model, not a curated record.